Messenger RNA from Cyclocybe aegerita, 1071 nucleotides. The record is from the annotation of a GenBank genome assembly. Lineage: Eukaryota; Fungi; Basidiomycota; Agaricomycetes; Agaricales; Hemipholiotaceae.
GAUGGUCGACAUUGGGCGUACGUUCGGUGCGCUGAUGGUGGGUGGGAUCGUCGCCGCGAGAUUCUCCGGCGUAGUCACAUCACAAGCUUUCGCGUACUUCAAGAACUAUCCCGCCGACGCGCGGGUAAUCCAAGUGCUGGUCGGCGUCGUAUGGAUCCUCGAUUUUUGCCACACGAUCUUUGUCUCCGUGUCGUUGUGGGACCAUCUUAUAGCCCACUUCGGCCAGCCCGAGCAGAUAGAUGUCAUCCCAUGGUCACUAGCGCUAACCAUUGCAUUCACCGCCCUCCUCACAUUCCUUGUUCAUCUGUGCGUCCCACCCACCUCCCACCUUCCUCGUCGCCCUACCAAACCAACCAUCCUCCCCAGAUUCUUUGUCUACCGGAUAUUCAGAGUAAGCCACGACAACUUCUUCAUUGGUAUCCCCCUGGCGCUGCUCGCAUGCGCUCGUCUCGCCUUCGCCUGUGUCACAACAGUUAAAAGGAUAACCCUGCGGAGUUUACGCGAGUUCGUGGACCUGUACACGUGGUCAUUCACAACCGGCCUCUCCCUCUCCUCCCUCCUCGACGUCCUGAUAACAUCCUUGAUGAUGUACCUACUCAAGCGGAAUCAUCAGGUGAAUUCAAGCAUGAACCACGUGCUCGACAAGCUGAUGUUGUACGCGUUUGAGAAUGGUGCCCUGACUUGUGCUGCCACCGUCACCUCGCUCGUAUGGUGGUUAACGAUGCACACCAACCUAAUAUUCAUGGGUCUCCACUUCGUCAUCAGCAAAGUAUACGCCAACUCAUUACUUGCAAGACUGAACAAGCGGAAGAAGCUGAAAGGCGGCCACCUAACACACAACUCCGUCUCCGUCGAGCGGAAUCUAGCGGGGAUGUUCCCCGAUACGUUCGGGAUGGGGAUCUCGCGCAAGGCGACUACGGGGUUCAUCCACACGGAAGAUAUGUCACGCACACAUCCCGAGCUCCAAAUCCAAGUCGAUCGGAUGAAGAUGUCCACCGUGGACGAGGUGCCGAGCAGCCCGAGCGCCCAGGAGUCGGACGAUUGUAUCAAGACGGGCGUGCGGGAUCUAUA